UUCAGAUCAGAUUUCACAUUCAGCUCCGACCAGCUGAGAGAGACACAGCCAGAGAGCAGGAGGGCUCGGAUCUCCGCUUUCCCCUCCGGUACCCCCGCCACAGAGCGAACAAGAAGCGAGGAACAACCGGGUGCGCAAAUAUUAAAAACACCACCGGGAUUUUUCUUUUUUACCCUCCUCUUCCUUUUUUUCUUCCUUUUAUGCAUUUUUGCAGGAUUUCAGCAGCGAGAGCGACACUCAGAAUUAGAUAGAGAGAAGCAGCAGCAGCAGCAGCAGAGAUGGACGAGCAGACGAGGUUGAUGCACUCUCACACGGGGGUAGGCAUGGCAGGGCACCCCGGCCUGCCGCAGCAUAUGCAGGAAGGCACCGGAGCAACGGACGGCGACGGCAGGAAACAGGACAUUGGAGACAUUUUACAGCAAAUUAUGACCAUCACGGAUCAAAGUCUGGACGAAGCCCAAGCCAGGAAACACGCUCUGAACUGUCACAGAAUGAAGCCAGCGCUUUUCAACGUCUUGUGUGAAAUCAAGGAAAAAACAGUGCUGAGUAUCCGCGGCGCCCAGGAGGAGGAGCCCCCGGAUCCCCAGCUCAUGCGCCUGGACAACAUGCUGCUGGCGGAGGGCGUGUCCGGGCCGGAGAAAGGAGGAGGCUCGGCGGCGGCGGCUGCUGCGGCGGCGGCCUCGGGAGGAGCGGGGGCGGACAACUCGGCGGAGCACUCUGACUACAGGGCCAAGCUGACCCAGAUCAGACAGAUCUACCACACAGAGCUGGAGAAGUACGAACAGGCGUGCAACGAGUUCACCACCCACGUGAUGAACCUGUUGCGGGAGCAGUCGCGCACACGUCCAAUUUCGCCCAAAGAGAUCGAGCGCAUGGUGAACAUCAUCCACCGCAAGUUCAGCUCCAUCCAGAUGCAGCUCAAGCAGAGCACCUGCGAGGCCGUCAUGAUCCUGCGCUCCCGCUUCCUCGAUGCCAGACGGAAAAGACGAAACUUCAACAAGCAGGCGACAGAGAUCCUGAACGAGUAUUUCUACUCGCACCUCAGUAAUCCGUAUCCCAGCGAGGAAGCUAAAGAGGAGCUGGCAAAGAAGUGUGCCAUCACAGUUGCCCAGGUUUCCAACUGGUUUGGGAAUAAAAGAAUCAGAUACAAGAAAAACAUUGGUAAGUUCCAAGAAGAAGCCAACAUGUACGCUGCGAGAACUGCCGUGAAUGCGGCUAAUGCAUCCUCACAUGGAAGCCAAGCAAAUUCACCCUCAACUCCAAACUCUGCAGGUUCUGCUGGCUCUUUUAACAUGUCAAACUCCGGGGACUUGUUCAUGAGCGUGCAGUCUCUCAAUGGGGACUCGUACCAGGGGGCUCAGGUGGGAGCCAACGUGCAGUCACAGGUGGAUACCCUUCGCCAUGUUAUCAGUCAGACAGGCGGAUACAGUGAAGGACUCACAGCCAACCAGAUGUACAGUCCGCAGGGCAUCAAUGCAAACGGUGGCUGGCAGGAUGCUCCGACCCCCUCGUCAGUGACUUCACCCACAGAAGGACCCGGAAGCGUCCACUCUGACACCUCCAACUGAUCCUCCACCUCCUCUUCACUCCUCCGUCCUAACUUCCUCCACCACUGCACCUGUAGACAAAUCCCCGAAAACUUAAAUUAAACCCCAUCGGGAUUGGACGUGACGUACUGUACGAAGUCACGCGGCGGGACACAGUCGGGGUUUGGGACGACAUUUUCAACAUAACGGACAGAAGUUUCACUUUUCCUAUCUGGACUACGGCAGCACCGUUAGCAGCCUGCGUAGGGGACUCAUAUCCACACGUCACAGUUUGUACAGUUUCCACUCGAUGUCCAUGUUGCCUCUUUGUAUUUCUCUUACAUUAUAUAUCCACACAAUAGGCACACAGUUAGCAGCUCCCCACGUCUUGUAAAUUGAAAUGCUUCCACACUACCUCUAUUCCAAAUAACAACAGAGAAAACAUUUCAAACGCUUCGGUUUUACAAAUUUUUAUAAUUAUCGGGAUUUUACUGUACGACGCACCGCGCCCUGUCAUAACACCUCUGUCUUUGUUACUGUGUUUCGCACAUUUACGUUAUCUACAGUGCCAAAGUUCAACCCUGGAGGUGAAUUUUGAUACGUUUUUCAUGCCAUACUUUGUAAGUAUUAUUAUGUUAGUCCAGUCAUGUUAGUCACGUAUUCAGCCUCGAUUUAUAUAGUUUGUAUUCAGAACUUCUACAACAGACAAUGACAUAUAAGGCAUUUUAUAUUUUAUCGCCUGAGGAGCAGGUUUUCUGCUCAUAUGCAGUACAAUAAUAAGAAUUCACAAUUUUUACGCAAGCAAUUAAAGAGCGACUCAAGACGAGAGUUGAAGUUCUGUCACGUUUGUCGGCUGCAUUAAAAACAUUCAAAGAAAAAUUGACCCGAAACACUAAAUCAAUGACAACAUUAGCAGCAAUCACGUCAAUAACACUAAAGCACAAUAACGCCUAAUGAUUGAACUCGUAGGGUAACAUUUGUAAAUGUCGGGAGAGAAAACAAUGCAGAGGGAAUUUUCAGAUUUAACUUUAGGAGUCAUAUAUGGAAGAAAGAGGGACAUACAGAACAUUGUCAGACAUCAUCAGUGUGUAUCAAUAUAGCCAAAAACUGCUGGUAACCAAAUCCAAAACAAAAAUUGUGAUUCAGAUUUUAAGGUUUCAUAUAGUUGGGAAUGAUGUAUUUUCUCUGAAUUCAUUUUUUCAUUUUUGGUGUUACAUUUGCGUCAUUGUCCUGAGACCAUGAUGGGACACUUUGAGUUCAGAUUAGAUUUUUUUUUUGUUUGUUUGUUCUUUGGCUCAGUCUAAAUUAUU
This is a messenger RNA of Plectropomus leopardus (leopard coralgrouper), 2836 nucleotides long. RefSeq names its product pre-B-cell leukemia transcription factor 1-like. The record is from RefSeq and is a predicted model, not a curated record. Gene Ontology annotation, molecular function: DNA-binding transcription factor activity, RNA polymerase II-specific; DNA binding. Lineage: Eukaryota; Metazoa; Chordata; Actinopteri; Perciformes; Serranidae. Gene Ontology annotation, biological process: regulation of DNA-templated transcription. Gene Ontology annotation, cellular component: nucleus.